Messenger RNA from Rotaria sp. Silwood2, 255 nucleotides. The record is from the annotation of a GenBank genome assembly. Lineage: Eukaryota; Metazoa; Rotifera; Eurotatoria; Philodinida; Philodinidae.
AUGAAAAAUAUUAGUGGAAGUAAAGAACUUGAUAUUCCUGAUAGAUGUGAAAGAGUAGCUAUUCAAGUAACAACAUCGAAUCAUUAUUGUCAUGAUACAACACAUUAUGUUGGUUCAGUUGAAAUUUCAUUUCGUCAUUUGAAAAAACUCGGCUAUCGACUUGUUAUUCUUCCUUAUUAUGAAUUAUUAGCAAUUGAAUCAUCUGCAAAUCGUUUUCGUUAUUUAAAUAACAAAUUGUUUAAGUAUAAUCAAUAG